UGCUUUUUCACUGAAAAUUAAUAAGAAUAUUACAGGCAGCACCAGACUCAAAGUCAGCACAAACAAUCUCGUUUUGGUAUUCGUAGGAAGAGCAUGAUUUCCUCGGCUUGUCUUGUCGUACGCAAGGGCUCGCGGCUGUCCACCUUCCAUCGUGUUUCGGCGGUGAGUCUGCGUCGCACGCUGCAACGCUGUACAGUGCCUGGCAUCACAGCACUCCAGAACCCUCUCCUUCGUCAACGCUUCUACUCGACGGAACGCAUCGUUCAACUUCGUAGCGGAAGGCGAGAGGAUGACUUACCGAAAACUUUGUAUGACGCCAAAAAUGAGAAGGAGAAUUGCGGAGUUGGUUUGAUUGCUUCCCUCAAGUCGGUUCCUUCGCGAGCUAUUGUCGAAAGGGCGGAUGAGAUGUUAGUCCGUAUGGCUCAUCGCGGAGGCUGUGGGUGUGAUCCUGCUUCGGGGGACGGGUCUGGUAUGCUUUUCGGGAUGCCCGAUUCGUUCAUGCGAGCCCGUGCUAAGGAGCUUUUCCAGGCAGAGCUUCCUGCAGUAGGAGAGUACGCAGUGAGCAAUAUCUUCUUCCCGCCAGGAAGCCACGUGAACGGAAAAAUGGAUGAAUGCAAAGCGAUCCUCGAUCGACUUGUCAAAGAAAGUAAGCAUACUACUUUAGGGUGGCGCCCAGUCCCUGUCAACAACUCUCAGCUCGGGAAGGACCCACUGGAUUCGGAACCUAUCACCCAGCAACUCAUUGUUAUCAACGAUCGAAAGAUUCCCAACAAAGCAUUUGAGCAAGAUCUUAUGAAAAUUCGCAAAAUGGCAGAGGACGAAGUUGCCGUUAUUCAAGGACCUGAAAGUGGUUUUUAUGUCAACUCCCUUACCAGUCAUCACAUUACCUACAAGGGGCAAUUGACCCCAGAGCAGGUCUCGCAGUACUAUCUAGACCUGCAGGAUCCGUCGUUUAUCUCUCAUUUGGCGUUGGUGCAUUCCAGAUUCUCGACAAAUACCUUUCCAUCUUGGGAACGCGCCCAGCCGAUUCGUAUGAUGUGCCAUAAUGGGGAGAUCAACACCCUUCGCGGAAACAAGAAUUGGAUGUACAGUCGCGGGGGCAUUAUGGAAUCUCCGAUCUACGGUGAUGAUACCAGCCAUCUUCUACCCGCAACUUCUGACAAUAUGAGCGAUUCGGGGAACUUUGAUUCGGUUUUAGAACUACUCACAAAAGGCUCAAAUCGUACAUUGCCGGAGGCUGUUAUGAUGAUGAUUCCGGAAGCCUGGCAGGACAAUGACAAUUUAUCGGACAAAAAGAAAUCGUUUUACGAGUACAACUCAGCUGUAAUGGAACCUUGGGAUGGGCCUGCGAUGGUUGCCUUCACAGAUGGUCGUUACAUUGGUGCCACUUUGGACCGGAACGGUCUUCGUCCCUCGCGCUACUAUGUGACUAAAGACGAUCACGUCAUGCUCUCCUCCGAAAUUGGCGUCUGUCCCGAUAUCCCUGACUCGGACGUUAAAGUCAAGCAUCGUCUGGAACCGGGGAAAAUGUUUUUGGUCGACUUUGAAACGCAGCGCAUCGUGCCGGACGACGAGAUUAAGGAACAGGUUGCUUCGAUGCACCCUUACUCGGAUUGGGUUCAAAACGGUAUGAUCGAUCUGGAAAGCUGGUCGAAGCAAAGCGGAAGCCGAAGCGGUCCUAUGGAUUUUACCCAGACCAACCGCAAACUGAACAUGUUUGGUUACAGUAGCGAAAAGCUAGAAAUGUUGCUACUGCCUAUGGCCGUCGGCGGCAAGGAAGCGCUUGGAAGCAUGGGAAACGAUGCAGCUCUUGCUGUUCUUUCUGAGCAGCCACGCCAAGUAAACGAUUAUUUCAAGCAACUGUUUGCACAGGUGACGAACCCUCCGAUUGAUCCUAUACGUGAAGAAAUCGUGAUGAGUUUGGUCUGCCCUGUUGGUCCCGAGGGCAACCUACUUUCUGAUCCGCAGCAAUCACAUUGCGAGCGUCUGGUGGUCCGUCACCCCGUACUCACUCUGGAUGAAAUGGAAACUUUAAAGAAUCAGGAAUAUAAGAGCACAAGCGGCGGUCAAGGAUUUAAAACGGCUGUAAUUGAUACAACGUUUUCGGUAGGAAGUGGACCGGACGGCAUGCUUCAGGCUCUUGAACGAAUCUGCGAUGAAGCAGCUGAAGCCAUCCAGGGCCCUUUUGGCGGAAGCGGCGUGGAGGGCGUUAUUCUUUCUGAUAAAUUCGCUGGUCCCGAUCGAAUUGCGCUGCCAUCUUUGCUGGCCGUCGGUGCUGUCCACCAUCAUUUGCUGAAAACGAAGCAACGCCCUAAGGCAGCUAUUUUUGCCGAAGCUGGAGAUGCCAAAGAAGUUCACGAUUUUGCGACAAUUUUCGGAUACGGCUGUGAUGCUGUUUGUCCUUACAUGGCCUACGAAGCUAUUUGCAAAAUGAACGAGGAAGGACAAAUUGAGUCUAAAGCGAAGCAGCAGUUCACGGACGAAGAGGCGAUGCAAAACUACCGUAAGGCCGCAGCCAAAGGUCUUUUAAAAGUAAUGAGUAAAAUGGGCAUUUCUACGCUGCAGAGCUACAAGGGUGCUCAGGUUUUUGAAGCAGUUGGUCUUGCAGACGAAGUCGUGGAUCGCUGUUUCAGCGGAACGACAACCCGCAUCCAGGGCACCGAUUUUGAAGCGCUUUACCGUGAUCUGGAACGCUUCCAUGAGAGUGCCUAUCCUCCGAUACCUUCGGAUUUGGAUGACUUGGUCCGCAGCGAUGGGCAGUUCCACUACCGGGACGGCGGAGAGGCUCAUCUGAAUACCCCUGCUGGAAUGGUUAACCUGCAAAUUGCUGGCCGAACGAACUCACGUGAAGCCUACAAGGAGUUUGCGCGUCUCACUAACGAGCAAAACAAGAAAGUCACCCUCCGUGGCCAGCUCAAGUUUAAGUUUGACCCGACUAAGGCAAUUCCUAUUGAAGAAGUGGAGCCAACGAGUGAGAUUGUCAAGCGCUUUGCGUCUGGUGCCAUGUCUCUGGGGUCAAUCAGUCGCGAAGCCCAUGAGACGCUGGCUGUGGCAAUGAACAGUAUUGGAGGUCGAUCGAACACUGGCGAAGGUGGUGAAGACCCGAAACGCUUUCUUGACAAUCGUCGAUCCAGUAUCAAACAAGUUGCCUCUGGACGAUUUGGUGUGACAUCCCACUAUCUGGCAAAUAGUGACCAGAUCCAAAUCAAAAUGGCUCAAGGCGCAAAGCCCGGCGAAGGUGGCGAAUUGCCCGGAUUUAAAGUCUCGGAGUAUAUUGCUGAGAAUCGGCACACAACUCCAGGCGUUGGUCUGAUUUCUCCGCCGCCUCACCACGACAUUUAUUCGAUUGAAGAUCUAGCUCAACUCAUUCACGACUUAAAGAAUGCUCAGCCAAAGGGAGAGGUAUCCGUCAAACUUGUGUCUGAAGUCGGAGUUGGUGUUGUCGCUGCAGGUGUCGCCAAGGCUCUUGCCGAUCAUAUCACAGUCAGUGGUCAUGACGGGGGCACUGGAGCAGCUGCCUGGACUGGUGUGAAAGGAGCCGGUCUCCCAUGGGAGCUUGGUCUUGCCGAAACGCAGCAGACCCUUGUCUUGAAUGGUUUACGUGAUCGAGUUAAGUUGCAAACCGACGGACAGCUGAAAACGGGACGAGAUGUUGCGAUCGCCGCGCUCCUCGGCGCUGAAGAGUUUGGCUUCGCCACGGCUCCACUAGUUGUAAUGGGAUGCAUCAUGAUGCGCAAAUGCCACUUGAACACUUGCCCUGUGGGUAUAGCCACGCAAGACGAAGAGCUUCGUCGCAAGUUUUCUGGACAGCCUGAGCACGUCAUGAAUUACUUCUUCCUGCUUGCUGAGGAAGUUCGCGAAAUUAUGGCGAAAUUGGGGUACAGAAAUAUGGCAGAAAUGAUUGGACAAACCCAGCAUUUGGACAUCAACAAACGCGGCCUUCACUACAAAAGCCGUGGGCUGGACUUGAGUCCGCUUUUAACGCCUGCGUCAGAGCUCAACCCGUCUGCCGGAAUUCGCAAUUUGACCGGCCAAUAUCACGGUCUCGACAUUGCCAAGGAUAUUGAUUUUAUUGCAAAGGCGAAGGAUGCGUUAGAAAACCAGAUCCCAGUUGUCAUCGAAGACGAGAUUGAAAACGUCAACCGUACUCUUGGAACUAUGCUUUCUUACGAGAUCUCUUCGCGAUACGGUACGGAGGGUCUUCCAGACGACACAAUUCACCUCAAGCUUAAAGGACAUGGUGGGCAGUCUUUAGCGUUUACUCUUGCAAAGGGUAUCACGAUGACAGUGGAAGGAGACGCGAAUGAUUACACUGGUAAAGGCCUCUCAGGCGGAAAGCUUGCUGUUUACCCGACGGCCGAUGUCGUCGCAAGUGGGUUUGAAGCCGAAGAGCACGUUGUCGUGGGAAAUGUUUGUUUGUACGGUGCUACGUCAGGCAAGGCAUUCUUUCGUGGAAAGGCGGGUGAGCGAUUUUGUGUCCGUAACUCCGGUGCCCUCGCUGUCGUCGAAGGUGUUGGCGACCACGGCUGCGAGUAUAUGACUGGUGGCAUUAUGGUUUCUCUCGGCGAAACGGGUCGCAACUUUGCUGCUGGUAUGAGCGGAGGCAUCGCUUACAUCUACGACGCGGAUGGCAAAUUUCCCGCCCGUUGCAACAUGGGCCUUGUGGGAUUGGAGACGAUUGAUACGCCGGAAGAAUCAGAAGAGGUGCACAGCUACAUCAAGGAACAUGUUGAAAUGACCGGAAGCAGUACUGGUCAGAAAAUGCUGGAUAACUGGGAGAAUGAGGUCGGUAGAUUCGUCAAAGUCUUCCCUCACGAUUACAAACGCGUGCUGAUGGAACGCGAGGCUCGGGCUGCAGAGGCUGCGUAACCUCUGCACGAUAUGGUUUUGAAUAAUUACCUGUAAGAAAUUUUACGUUUUUUUCUGC
Molecule: messenger RNA, 4927 nt
Organism: Phaeodactylum tricornutum CCAP 1055/1
Lineage: Eukaryota; Bacillariophyta; Bacillariophyceae; Surirellales; Neidiaceae
Gene: GltX
Product: ferredoxin-dependent glutamate synthase, fusion of large and small subunits
Exons: 3
Coding region: 94-4869 (1591 amino acids)
Molecular function (GO): glutamate synthase activity
Source: RefSeq, a predicted model, not a curated record